CUACCAGGUUAGUUCGAGUGCUGUAAAAACAAAAGUUGCCGAUCGUAUACAAUGUCUUUACUGACUACUGAUCAUUGACCGCUCACGCCUUGGUCAACGUCAAUAGUCCACUCCUUCAUGUUAGCUUUUUCCGUUAUGCGUGACACUCCCGUUGUGCAAAGAAACGAAUCCCGAGCUAUAUAUGCGUGUCAGUAGCGAUCAUCUUUCGCACAACUUGAUUUGUGUGCGUGAUUGUGAAACGUCUUCGGCAUGACGCUACAUUUAAGCAUAAGAAACUUGCUUUGGCUCAUUAUCAUUUUGAUCUACCUGGAACCAAUCCUUCCAUUCGUCCUUAUAGCUAACGAACGAGGGAAGACCAGACAAGAGGAUGGCAAUAGUUUGAUUCCAAAGACCAUCAGCCAUCGCGACCUACGCUUCUUAGGCGAGAAAUCCGGUCAGUUGAUGAUGAGGACGCUUAGUAUUGUGAGCGCUUUAUUUACCAUCUGGAUCUUUGCGGAGACAAGGAAUAAGAAAAACGAAAAGCAUGUCGACGAAUUCCUUGAAGAUUUGAAUUUACAGCUCGAAAACCUCAACUUUCGAAUGGAGGACGUUAAGAAUUCCCUAUUACAGCUAACUUGCCGUUUCGAUGUCGUUCAUGCAAGAAAUAAGGGCACCAGCAGAGAAUGUCUGCAAUUUCCUCAAGAACGUAAACAAGUUGCGGCUCCCAUUUUGGCAAAACCGUCCUACUUCAUAGCAAAUAGCCAUAUCAAGAAAAAGAGUUCCUUGUCAAUCGCGCCCCAGUGGCCGGCUGGUACACAUUGAUUAACGUCAGCUUACGUUAUUCGCUUAGCAUUCCUCUGCGUGUAGCUUUCCUGAUAUCCAGUUUCUGUUCUGCCUUACUUUACUGAACAUUUGAUUGUCCCAUUUUUUUUUCUUUUAACAAUUGAUUAUUAUGUAAAGAAGCAUCUGUGAAAAUUUAACGGAAAGUCUUUGG
Messenger RNA from Daphnia carinata, 973 nucleotides. RefSeq lists its product as uncharacterized. The transcript has 2 exons. The record is from RefSeq and is a predicted model, not a curated record. NCBI's taxonomy places the organism in Eukaryota, Metazoa, Arthropoda, Branchiopoda, Diplostraca, Daphniidae. Bases 250 to 801 code for a protein of 183 amino acids.